Dictyostelium purpureum is the source of this 444-nucleotide messenger RNA. RefSeq lists its product as uncharacterized. Lineage: Eukaryota; Evosea; Eumycetozoa; Dictyosteliales; Dictyosteliaceae. The record is from RefSeq and is a predicted model, not a curated record. Bases 1 to 444 code for a protein of 147 amino acids. The transcript is spliced from 4 exons.
AUGAAGAAUGGCAUGAUUGCAUUCCGAAUGAAGAAUAAAGUUUGUUUCAAUUGUGGUCAAGAUCACAACAUUAAUCAAUGUGCUAACGAAACCUCCGUUGCUUUAGUCCCAUGCACUAAAAUUGCUUCUUCGUCCGUUGAAAUUGAAAGAACAUUUUCGGGUGCUAAGUUGUUGGUUACAGACAACAGAUCAAAUUUGGGUUGGGAAAGAAUAGAACAAUGUGUGUUAAUAAGGGAAUGGGCAAACAUUUCAAGAGUAGAUAUUGUCGAAAACUCUGUCAUUUAUAAUUAUUCAAAUAUUUCAAAAAUGUUUCUAAGUUUUAAAAAUGAAAAAAUUAGUCAAGUGGAGAUUAAAAAUUAUCGUUAUCGUUUAUCGUUUUUUGGAUCAUCAGGAAGAUUUUAUUCAAAAAAUAAUUUUUUUUUUAAAAAAGAUAAAAAUAGAUAA